Messenger RNA from Morchella importuna, 942 nucleotides. RefSeq lists its product as uncharacterized. Bases 1 to 942 code for a protein of 313 amino acids. Gene Ontology annotation, biological process: fungal-type cell wall organization. Gene Ontology annotation, cellular component: plasma membrane; cell cortex of cell tip. The transcript has 2 exons. The record is from RefSeq and is a predicted model, not a curated record. Lineage: Eukaryota; Fungi; Ascomycota; Pezizomycetes; Pezizales; Morchellaceae.
AUGGGUAAAGCCGGCCGUUUCGCGUGUAUCCUCACGCCCAUGCUCUGCACACUGGCCUCGCUGGUGUGCACCGUCCUCGUACUCGUCGGAGGAACAAACAAGUCCUCAUCACUCGCCUCUAACCUCUACUUCUUCUCCAUCGACACCCGCAACCUAACCCUCAGCGAGAACGUCGACCUCCCCACCUCCCUCUUCGACGACGAUGUCAAAACCGGCUUCGGCAACCUGACCGCCAAAGACCUCAACCUGGCCGACUUCUACACCUCCUCCCUCUGGAACUACUGCUCCGGCACCAUCGACGAGCACAACAGCUGGACCGUCACCGAGUGCGGCAAGCCCAGCGCAACCUACAGCUUCGACCUCAUCCAGAUCCUCAACGCCAGCAUGACCGCCGACGAGCUCGACUUCCCCGACUCCGUGCAGAAGGUCAACAAGGCCGUCGGCGCCGCCUCAAAGGUCAUGGCCGCAAUGUACGUUCUCGGCCUCAUCUCCGGCGUCGUCACCUUCGCCAUCGGCUGGUUCGGGCUUCUCUCGCGCUGGGGCAGCUGCGUCACGACGAUCCUGGCAGAUGUGUCGUUCUUCUUCUUGUUGGUGGGCAGCAUCAUCUCCACUGCGCUGUACUACACGAUGCGCACGGUGUACGAUAAGGCGUUCAGCCAGUUCAAUCUCGUGGCCGCGACGGGUAACCAGAUGUUUACGCUGACGUGGCUGGCCGUGGCGUUUGCGCUUGCUGCGAGCGUGUUCUGGAUGUUCUCGACGUGCUGCUGCUCGGGCAAGAGGGACCGCGUGAUGAAGACGGACCACGGGAAGACGAAGGGGCCCGGUGGCCACAAGUAUGAGAGGGUUGCGGCGCCGUAUGUGGGUGGAAGUGGGUCGGCGCUGCCGAUGUCGUCGGUGGGGAAGCAGCAGCAGGCGGGUUUUGAGCCGUAUAGACAUGCGUAG